This is a messenger RNA of Phaedon cochleariae (mustard beetle), 868 nucleotides long. The record is from the annotation of a GenBank genome assembly. NCBI's taxonomy places the organism in Eukaryota, Metazoa, Arthropoda, Insecta, Coleoptera, Chrysomelidae.
UGAUAGUGAUUGAAAAUAGUGGAACAAGUGUUCAUGAUUAUACAGUUUGGGAAAGUGUACUGAGUGUGAAAGCGAGAUUCAAAUGCCGAUGCUUACUUGCAUCUCUGGCACAUCAGACAUGGAUUGGAAUGCAGACGGUGAUAAUACAGAUGUCAGCACCUCCUCCUCUCCCAACGUCAACUAUUCGUCUCACACCCAGGAUCACGAUUCGCUGUCAGAGGAUGAUGAUUUCUCCGAUGAAUUCUCCAUCAUAGACAGCGAUGACGAAAAAAGGCUGGAAGGGAAACAUCAGUCCCAUCAUGGAUCGAUGCAACAGGUUUCUUCUCCUAGGGGUGUAGUGAAAAAGAUAUUCACAAACAGCCGUGAAAGAUGGAGACAACAAAAUGUUAGCGGGGCGUUUGCUGAACUCAGAAAACUGGUCCCUACUCACCCACCAGACAAGAAAUUAUCCAAAAACGAGAUUUUGAGAAUGGCAAUAAGAUACAUCCAAAUACUGUCCAACGUCCUAGACUGGCAGCAGUCCACCUCCACCACCAUCCACAUGGACAUCAAGUCCGAGAGCGCCGCAAUCAUCACCCGUCACGUGCCCGGCAUACACACACUCCGUUCUCGAGCGCGCCUGCGCAGAAGCGGCCUCGCGUGUCCGCCGCUCCCUCUGUGCGACCGCAACGGCAACAACUUGUUGAUGAUAGCGCCCAACAACCAUCUACCGUUCAGGCGCGGAAGUAUUUUCAUCGAUUUGGGAGCCGGUCGCGGGAUCAAGUGCGAACAAAUAGAGGGAAUCUCUGUAGAGGGUAAAGACAGAGAUUGCAAGGAUGAGGAGAAUGGGGAGAACGAGUCUAAGAGGAGGGAUGGAAAAGAGAAAUAG